Messenger RNA from Adineta ricciae, 894 nucleotides. NCBI's taxonomy places the organism in Eukaryota, Metazoa, Rotifera, Eurotatoria, Adinetida, Adinetidae. The record is from the annotation of a GenBank genome assembly.
AUGCCGAAAUACGAUCUUCAUGGUGAUCCAAUGAAGGCUGGUCCUCAACCAAAAUUCAAACCGCAAGAACAAGAUUCACCUGGUUUCGAAUCGAAAAUGGAUCCACUUCCAGACUACGGUCUCGAUAGUUACAAAGGUUCGGGCAAACUUCAAGAUAAAGUUGCUGUUAUCACUGGUGGUGAUUCUGGCAUUGGCCGAGCUGUUGCUUUAGCAUACGCACGUGAAGGGGCAAACAUUAUCAUUUCGUAUUUAAACGAACAUCACGACGCACAAGAAAUUCAACAAGCUGUCGAGAAAGAAGGCCGAGAAUGUAUUUUAGUGCCUGGCGAUAUCAGCAACGACGAACAAUGUCGACUUGUGAUCGAUGCUGCUGUAUCCAAGUACAAACGAAUUGACAUCCUAGUCAACAAUGCUGCUUAUCAAGGAAAACAAGUAGAUGAUAUCCAAGAACUCGAUCAUAAACGAGUAGAAUAUACAUUCAAAACAAAUAUUAUUGCCAUGUUUGAUUUGGUACGAUAUGCAGUUCCACAUAUUCCAAAAGGUGGAGCAAUCAUCAACGUCGGUUCAAUUCAAGCCUACGAUCCAUCGGCUGAAAUCUUAGAUUAUGCGGCCACAAAAGCUGCUAUUGUUGGUUUUACAAAAGGUUUAGCUGAUCAACUUAUAGAAAAAGGCAUUCGUGUUAAUUGUGUCGCGCCUGGCCCCGUUUGGACACCAUUAGUCAUUGCUUCCUUUAAAAAGGAAAAAAACGCCCAAUUCGGUUCAAAUUAUCCCAUUAAACGACCAGCACAACCCAGAGAAUUAGCACCUUCAUUUGUUUUCUUAGCUUCUGCGGCAGAUUCAUCCUAUAUAUCCGGUGAAAUUCUUGCCGUUACCGGUGGCAAACAAACUGCAUAG